Molecule: messenger RNA, 906 nt
Organism: Diospyros lotus (date-plum)
Lineage: Eukaryota; Viridiplantae; Streptophyta; Magnoliopsida; Ericales; Ebenaceae
Exons: 3
Coding region: 145-486 (113 amino acids)
Source: RefSeq, a predicted model, not a curated record
CGCACCAACGGUUUGGCGUGCUGAAAACGGUUCAGACCGACCAAACUGCACCGCGCACACCCCUAUUGUUGAUCAUCAUUUGACCUCUUUGUAUGACAGUCGUAUAUCGUUAGUUUUGUGCCAGAUGAUAUAUGGGAUCGUUGGAUGCAGAAGUGGGAACAAGAUGAAGCUUUUAAGAAAUGGUCUACACAAGCGUCGCUGAAUCGGUUGAGUGAGACGGGUGGCCCUGGUGCCGGUCCUUCCCGCCACAUUAAGGGCUCCAUAUCUUUAAUGGAGCAUAAGAGACGAAUUAAAGGGGAGUUUGGGAGAGAGCCCACGUUGAUUGAAGUUUUUGAACGAACUCAUUCAAAAAAAACUGAAGAAGGAGAGAGGACGUAUGUCGACAGAUGUUCUGCGAGCAUUGCUGCAACGUACGGACAAUUGCUGGAGCAAGCAACUCAAUCGGAUGAGGGAUCUGAUCAGCCAGUUGAGCCAGAUUGCGACUAGAUAUUCAUCCAGACUGCGGGCGGGAAAAACAAGAAGAAGAGGAUUUACGGCAUGGGAUCCUUAUCCCAAUCGAAGUUUCCCAUCAUCGGCAGCUCAUUUACUAUCUUAUCUGGCCAUAGGAAAAUGCCACCAUACAAGAAAUGACAGAGAAGAUAAACUCACAAGCUUUGGAGUUGAACGACUUUCAACAAUAGAUGUUUGAAAUGCGAGCUUUGAUUGAACAACUUGCUACAUCUAUUCAUGGCAUGUUUCCUUCUUCUUCUUCUUCUCAUCCACAGUUGACUCCCUAGCCUGACUCGCCUAAUGCUGGAAAUGUUUCAAAUGAUUAUAUUCCAUAGUUAUUUUGAUGUAACAAUCAGGAUGACAUUAAUAUUUUGUUAUCUAGACGAUUAUGAAAAUUAAUAGUCAGGAUGACAAUAU